CUUGGCGAUAACCUAAUACUCUGUUCGCAAGUUGUGCGGUGGUCAUCGUAACUUGACGAAUGGGUGCGUACAAGUAUGUGUCGGAGCUAUGGAGGAAGAAGCAAUCGGAUGUUAUGAGGCACCUGCAACGCGUAAGGUGCUGGAAUUACAGACAACAACCUUCCAUCGUCCGUCUGACUCGACCAACUCGUCCAGAUGAAGCUCGUCGUUUGGGCUUCAAGGCGAAGCAGGGAUAUGUGGUGUAUAGAGUAAGAGUAAGACGUGGUGGAAGGAAGAGGCCAGUUCCAAAGGGGAUUGUGUAUGGUAAGCCAACGAACCAAGGAGUGACACAACUCAAGUUCCAGCGAAGCAAGAGGUCUGGUUCGGAGGAACGUGCUGGGAGGAAGCUAGGCGGUCUGAGAGAUCUCAACUCCUACUGGAUUAACGAGGACUCCACGUACAAAUACUACGAGAUCAUCCUUGUGGAUCUGGCUCACAACGCAGUGAGUAACGACCCGAGGAUCAACUGGAUUUGUAACCCUGUUCACAAGCAUCGUUGUUGAUACCACGAUUCGCAUUCCUGGUUAUGGGCCGAGGCCCAAGACGCACUGACUAAAUGGGCCCAAACCCAAUGCGAAGGGAGCCUGCUAAGCCCGGCGAGCGAAGAGAAGCGAUGCUAGCUGAUCUCCCAUGUCACUUCGGAGAUCGGGGAACGGUCAAAAGAUUCUCUGUAUUAAGUUAGCUUAAAUGAGAAAGCAAGAUUAACAGAGUGAAUUGAUUUGGCAUUUAAUUGUAAUAGAGUGGUAUAAAUAGCGGGGGUAUGAUGA
This is a messenger RNA of Camelina sativa (false flax), 806 nucleotides long. RefSeq names its product large ribosomal subunit protein eL15y-like. Gene Ontology annotation, biological process: cytoplasmic translation. The record is from RefSeq and is a predicted model, not a curated record. Gene Ontology annotation, cellular component: cytosolic large ribosomal subunit; ribosome. Gene Ontology annotation, molecular function: RNA binding; structural constituent of ribosome. Lineage: Eukaryota; Viridiplantae; Streptophyta; Magnoliopsida; Brassicales; Brassicaceae.